CAUGAUGAAAGAGUAAUAAUAGUAGGGUGUCCUGUAAAGUGACAAAAAAGCACCUGAUACACAUAUAUUUCAAUUAUUGAAUGUUGAGCACAAGCAUCAAUUUCUGGUACCCAUAACUUGAGACAGUGUUCAUGUUGAAUGAGUGAUAUCACUAAUCACAUACCAACAAGAUGAAAACGCUAGAGAGGCAAAUAAGAGUUGUGAUGAUAUUGCUUUGCUGCGUUCAUUUUCAUGUCCAAAGCUGUGAUGAAGUUGAAGAUGGAAUCAGCAGAUCUCACUUUCCAGAAGGCUUCCUCUUUGGAACAAGCACUUCCUCUUACCAGUGGUUCUUUUCCCUCUUCAAAUAUUGAAAAUGGUGUUUCUGUUAAUGGAAUUUUCUGAAACGACAACAACAGAUUGAAGGGGCACCCUUUGAAGAUCGUAAAGGUUUGAGUAACUGGGAUGUUUUUACCCAUAUACCAGGAAGACAUUGAGUUGAUGUCGUCUCUUGGGGUAGAUGUAUAUCGAUUCUCUAUCUCAUGGACGAGGAUUCUACCUAGAGGCAUAUAUGGGGACAUAAAUCCAAGUGGGAUAAUGUUUUACAACAAGAUAAUAGACAAUCUGCUACUUAAAGGGAUUGAGCCUUUUGUGACAAUAAAUCAUCAUGACCUGCCACAAGAACUGGAAGAAAGAUACGGUGGUUGGCUUAGUCCCUUAAUACAGAGAGAUUUUGUUCAUUUUGCUGAAAUCUGUUUCAAGAGCUUUGGAGGCAGGGUUAAAUAUUGGACCACCAUCAAUGAGCCAAGCCUGGUUACAAUCAAUGCUUAUAUGAAAGGAACAUAUCCCCCUGGUCACUGUUCUCCACCCUUUGGAAAUUGUUCUGCUGGUAACUCUGAUAUUGAGCCUCUCAUUGUCAUGCACAAUAGGUUGCUGUCACAUGCCAAGGCUGUUGAAUUAUACCGCAAACACUUUCAGGCAAAGCAAGGUGGAACCAUUGGCAUUGUUGCACACACCUUCAUGUAUGAACCAUUUAGAAAUGAAGAAUGUGAUAGACAAGCUGUGAAAAGGGCCUUGGCUUUUGUCAUAAGCUGGGUCUUAGAUCCCCUGGUUUUUGGUAAGUACCCAGAUGAGAUGCACUCUAUCCUUGGAAAUCAGUUGCCAGUGUUCUCUCCUGAGGAUAAUAGACUCAUAAAAGGCAGCAUAGACUUCAUUGGCAUCAAUCACUAUGGUUCUCUCUAUGCCAAAGAUUGUUCCCUCUCAGCUUGUUCUCAGGGAGCUGAUCAUCCAAUAACAGGUUUUGUAGAAACAACUGGAAUCAGAGAUGGUAUUCCAAUUGGUGAACAGACAGGAAUGCCACCAUUCUUUGUGGUUCCAACGGGCAUGGAGAAAAUUGUUGACUACAUUAAGAUAAGAUACUAUAAUAUACCCAUGUACAUUACAGAAAAUGGAUAUUGUUCACCACUCAAACAGAAUGUGACAAUAGAUUAUCUAUUACAAGAUUUCAAACGAAUAGAUUAUCAUAAAGCCUAUCUCGCAGCUCUGCUCAGAGCCAUAAGAAAAGGUGCAGAUGUAAGAGGAUACAUGAUAUGGUCAUUGAUGGACAACUUUGAAUGGGCAAGAGGGUAUGACAUGAGAUUUGGGCUUUAUUAUGUGAAUAGAAACACUCUUGAACGAAUUCCAAAACUUUCUGUUCAAUGGUUUUCUAGUUUCCUCAACAACACUAUCAACACAAACACAAGAGAAGAUUUGAGAUUUGAAGAUGCAACAUCUUAGAGGCAAAGAUGUGAGAAAUGUUGAUUUAUAUUGUAUUUGAACUGCGUCGGCAAUUUGGAUUAAAAUUCAUCGAUCAUGAAUAUGAUCCAUUUAUUGUUUCAUUUGGAAUCUGUCAAACAUAGUAGAAAAGUUAUAUAUUUAAGUAUUUAUCU
Messenger RNA from Vigna unguiculata (cowpea), 1904 nucleotides. RefSeq names its product beta-glucosidase 18-like. Gene Ontology annotation, biological process: carbohydrate metabolic process. Gene Ontology annotation, molecular function: beta-glucosidase activity. The record is from RefSeq and is a predicted model, not a curated record. Lineage: Eukaryota; Viridiplantae; Streptophyta; Magnoliopsida; Fabales; Fabaceae.